GUCUCAUCGCCCAGGCUAGAUCUCCUAGGAGGAGUAAGACGCCUCCUGCACCGAUCUGUCCUACGACACUCCUGCUCUCCAGCUGGUGACUGUCAUCUGUUCAGGUGCAGCGAACGUCAGGACCGAGCUUGGAAUCUAAGCGAAGGGGAUAGUAAAGUGGCAACGCAUCACCAUGUUUAAGGGACAGAGCAAAUCUCCUACGAAGUCUCCUACAAAGUCUCCUGCGAAAUACAGCAAGGCGACUGCAAAUGAACUGUCCCUGCUGAUUUCGCGUAUGCAGAAAAAUGCUGACCAGGUUGAGAAGAAUAUAAUUGAAACCCAUCAGAAGCUGAAGCAGGAUGUAGGAAAUUAUGCCUUGAACAAAACCUUUCAGCACCAGAAGGAAAACGCGCAGAACCUGAAGGAGUCCGAGCUGCUGCUGAAGGACCUGUUUCUGGAUGUGGACAAAGCAAAGAAAUACGGACAUCCUCAGGCUAUCGAGAUAGAGCAAGACAUCCGCCAACUGCAUGAACGCCUCAGCCAAGAGUGUACAGAAUAUAGGGAUGUGUACGAGAAAAUGAACCUCACCCCUCCAGGACCCAAAGUCAACUGGCCUCAAAUCCUGGACAGCAAAAAGAAAGAAAUAAAGGACGGUGUGUAUGGACCCAGCUUGCGAGAUGUGGAGCAUCAAAUCGCUGCACAUAAUAUUUUACAGCGUGAGAUAGAUGAAUACGGUACAGAAAUCCGCAACCUACCCGAGGAGAAUGCAAGUAUUAAGAACCAGUAUCGAGAACUGCAGGAAGACUCCACAUGGAGGGGCCGGCAUCUGGGCAGCCUCUAUAAUCACUUGAAUGGCUGCACAAAAGAACUGGCCUACCUGAGCGACGAGCAGAACAAGAUCCUGAAGCAGGAUUGGAGUGACCAGAUACCAGACGUGGUUGGGACCCGCAGGCAAUAUGAGCGUUUUAAGUCAGAAGACCUGUUGCCCCAGGAGGAGAAAGUGAAUGAUCUUCUAGAUGACGGGGAUAGAUUGGUGGAACUAAAGCACCCAGCCUCCAACAGCAUCCAGGCUCACAAUGAUGCUCUAAAAGGAGAAUGGCAGAAUUUCUUAAACCUUUGCAUCUGUCAGGAAACUCAUCUAAAAAAUGCAGAAGAUUACAAAAAGUUUCAGGAAGGUGCAGAUUCUGUUUCCCAAACCUUCAAAAACUUCAACCAGAACCUCGACAGCAAAUACAGCCAGACGAAAUCCGUGAGUCCUGGGGCUCUCUCUGAGCUCCAGCUGCAGCUGGAGAAAGAUGAGAAGCAGCUCAUACAGGCCGAGAAGAACUUGGCGGAUCUCACACAGAGGAGUUCGGAUAUUGUGCCUAUCAAACAGCGGAGGAUGAAGGCCAGAGAACCCGUAACUGUAGAUACAAUCUGCGACUGGGACUCAGGAGACGUUCAGCUCAAUAAGGGAGAGACCUACACGCUAAAGGACAACAGCAAGAGAGAGAGUUGGGUCGUGCAAAACUCAAAAGGAGAGGCUAAGGGUGCCCCAGCCACCUGUUUUGUGAUCCCUCCUCCAGACUUGGAGUCUAUUGAACGGGUGAAGAGGUUGGAGGGAGAGCUGAGUGAUCUUAAGAAGAAAAAGGUAUCGGUGCAAAAUGCCCUGAAGUCCAGCAGCAGGGAAUCCACCAAACCCAUCCAGCUGGCUCCAGUCGGCACUCCUCCUGUACCACCAGCCAGAACCUCCAGCGUACCCAGUGAGGACCCCAAGGGUGCACAGAUUCUUAAUAAACUGGACAAGAUCUAUGCAGACCUGCAAGACACCGAAAAAGAGGUGCUAGCAAGGGUGCGCUCUCCUGUCAGCCGGUCCUCACCUAGCCAGGACCUGACCGGGAGACUGAAGGAGCAAGAGGGAACUGCUCGGCACCUGGAUGGCAUCGCGUCUGAGAAGGAUGCUGCUCAAAGGGAAUGUGAAAGCUUCCUGGCCAAGAUGCCAUCUGGACCCGUAGCCUCUCAACUGCCCAGCUCUCUUACCAAGACCAACAACAAAUACAAUGAAGUCAAGGCUCUGACAUCACUCUAUGGAGAAGAAGCUAAAGCAUCACUAAACUUGGAAAAUCAAAUCAAGAAAACAGAUGAUAUGAUCAGUGGAUUUGAGGGAUGGUUGGCAAAGGAUGGACUCGUUCCAUACACCCCCAAUGCCUUGCAGGAAAGAGUCAGUGAGAUCCAGAAAAUGAGGAAAGAACUUGUGGACAAACAGGACAAUCUCCUGAAACUUAACAGGAGUUUGAAGGAUACAGAGUUGGCGUGCAACGCCUUACAGAGCAAUACCCAGGAACACAGCCCUGACCUUCCACGCCAGCGGGUCCAAGUUCAACGGCAAAAUGACAGAUACCACGCCAUAGCUGACCAGCUGGAUCAGAGAGAGAAGAUGCUGAGAGAUGCUAAUUUGCCAUACCAGCAAUUUAAAUCCACCAGUGAAGGUCUGGACCUCUGGCUAAACAACCUUCCACGGAAUCAGGUGACCUCAUCAGAUGGACCCAGCCAGGUCAACUACAAGCUGCAAUCCCAGAAGAGACUGGUGGAUGAGAUCCAAAGGAAGGAGCCAGAAAAAAACAACAUGGUGAAGCUGUCACAUGACCUUGUGAAUACACUUGGGGAGUAUGAGGCAGUUGCUGAUCGUUACCGCUCUACUUUGGAAACCUCAAUUGGUGCUACUGAUCCUAAAAUGCCACGGGUCUCCACAUUACAAGAGGGCAUUGAAAAUAAGGAAAAAGAUCUGGUCAAGCGUUACACUGAGGCAGCGGUGGAGAGUAAGCAACAACUCAGCCAGAUGGACUUUGCAAAGAGGGUACUAGACAAGUCAGAUACUCAAGAUGGCGUCCAACUAGCAGUGCAGAAUAACUUGCGUUCAGAAAAUGUACGGAGAUCCAUUCAAGAGGCGGAAUCUCUCUCCAGGAAUCUGGAAGAUGAAAAAAGAAAGGUUGCUGAGGUACAGCAGGCACUGGAAGAGAACAGAAAGAGACUGCUCUUGCUGAAGACACAAAGACCCGUAGAACGGCUGGAGGAAAAAGAGGUGGUACAGUAUUACAGAGAGCCCCGCUUGGAAAGUGAGCUGGCAACAUUGAGAAGCCAAGUAGAGAAUGCACAUAAAGAAAGAGAGAAAACACAGUCAGAGAUAGAAGUGGUGAGCAAGAAGUUGGUUACCUUGGAGAGCCAACGAAAAACCAUCAAACCACAAUUACUUACCAAAGAAGUCACAGAGAUAGAGAGAGAUCCCAAUUUAGAAUCGCAAGCCCAAUCCCUAAGGAAAGAGAUUAAGGAGUUGAAGGAGGAGAACAACUCCAUUUCUGUAGAGCUAGAGUAUCUGAGAAAAGAAGUGUUGGCUCUGGAGCAGAAGCAGCCAAACAUUAAAGAAAAGGUUGUGCUGAAAGAAGUGGUGAAACUGGAGAGAGACCCAGACAUGGUAAAAGCCACCAGAGCAUUGCAAAUGCAGAUUGACGAUGACACCUUCAGGAGAAAAUCCCUUAAGGACAACAUUUUGAAGCUGAGAAGCAAGACAGAGGACCUGGAAAAAAUGAUUGCAACAGUGGAACCCAAGGUCAUUGUGAAGGAGGUAAAGAAAGUGGAGCAAGACCCAGAAAUAUUAAAGGAAGCUGCCAGGCUCAGAACACUAAUAGAAGAAGAGAGGAAUAAGACUUUGACGGUGACUCGUGAGUUGACAGAACUACAGUCAAAGUAUGUGGUAGUAGAGAAGCAGAAACCCAAGAUAGAAAUCAAAGAACGAGUUAAUGAAAUAUUUGUUGUGGAGCCGGAAACUGAGAAAGAGAUUUCUCGUUUGAAGAGUUCGCUGAAGGAGAUCAGUUCUCAAAGUUCUACUCAGGUAAAGCAGUUGGAUACAAUCCACAAUGAACUGAGUGUUUUACGAUCACAGAGACCUGUGGUAGAGUAUAAAGAAAUAGUCCAGGAGGUAGUGAAGUUGGAAAAGACACCGGAGGUAAUGAAGGAAAUUGAGAGGCUGAGAGGACAAGUCAAGGAUCUGGAGUCAACCAGCAGUAGGUACUUGGAACAGAAGUCAAAACUAUCUAAGGAAAGAGAUGAAUGGAAAAUGGAGAGGUCAAAAGUAGAGACAAAAACAGUCAACAAGGAGGUGGUCAAGUAUGAAAAUGACCCUGUGUUGUUGAAAGAAGCAGAGCGUUUACGCCAGGAAGUACGUGAAGAGUCUCAAAAGAGGAGGGCAGUGGAAGAUACAGUUUAUGAUUUGCAAAACAAAUAUAUGUUGUUGGAAAGGAGGAAGCCAGAGGAAAGGGUGGUGGUGCAAGAAGUCGUCAACCUGCAGAAAGAUCCCAAAAUAGCAGAGGAUCACUACAGACUCAGCAGAACCUUGGAUGAAGAAGUCAGUAAUAGACGUCGCCUUGAGCGUGAUGUCCAGCAGUUACGCAAUCUGGUGGAGGAAAAUGAAAAACUACUGAACUUCCAAGAGGAAAGAGAUAAAAAGCUGGCUGCAGAAAAGGAAUUGCGCCAGAUCACACUGAGGAUCAAGGAAAUUGAGGAAAGCCCUCCACCUGUACAGGAGAAGAUUGUGAUGGAGGAAGUGGUGAAAGUCGAAAAGGAUCCCAUGUUAGAGAAAUCAGCCAACACACUGCGCAUUGACCUUGAUAAAGAAAGGAGCAACAUUCUGAACAUCGAAAGAGAAUGUAAAAAUCUUCAGGUAAAGGUAGAUAUUUUACAGAGAGAAAAAUCAAUAGAAAAAACAAUCUACAAGGAGGUCAUCCGUGUAGAGAAAGACAAGGUGCUGCAGAAUGAGAGAGCCAGGCUGAGAGAACUUUAUAAUAAAGAGCGUAAUGCAAGGCAUAACAAGGAGGAUGAGACCAGAAGACUGAAGGAGAGACUUGAGAGGGUGGAUGCAACAAAGAGGACAUGGUCAAAGGAAGAAGCAGAGCUUCAAAAAGCCAGAGCAAAAGCCCAAAAAGAGAAGUCAGAAAUUGAAAGUAAGCUACUAGAACUUAAAAGACAGCAGCAGCAAAAAAGUGUGUUCCUAAGCAAGGAGUCAGAACUGCUCACACAGAAAGCAGAAAAUGAACGUCAGAAGAAAAUGCAGAUGGGCCACGAGCUGUCCCUGUUGGAAUCCAAAAUUCUAAAAGAAAAGGACAGCAUCUAUGAGAAGGAAAGAACCAUAAGAGAGCUACAGUCUCGUGUCAAUCGUGAAGAACGCAAUCAAGAAACACAGAUGAGAGAAACCAAUGUCUCCACGAAAAUAUCAAUCCUAGACCCAGAUACAGGCAAGGAAAUGUCACCCUAUGAAGCCUACAGGAGAGGCAUUAUAGACAGGGACCAAUAUAUCCAGCUGCAAGAGCUAGAGUGUGACUGGGAAGAGAUAUCCACCAUGGGGUCAAGUGGUGAAAUCUCUGUCCUUUUGGAUAAGAAGAGUGGUAAGCAGUAUUCAAUUGAAGACGCUUUGAGGACAAGAAAAAUUACCAAAGAAGAACUGCAGAUGUACAGGGAUGGCAGACUACCAAUUUCAGAGUUUGCCCUUCUGGUGGCUGGAGAAAAUAAGCCACAUUCAAUGUCCAUUGGUUCCAUAAUUGGUAAUAGGUCCCCAGUGGUUUCCCCAACCAGCCACACGCAGACCCGCACAUUCUUCACUCAAAGUGCCCCACCCAAGGUCUUCCACGAUGACAGCUUUCCAAUUUCUGGAGUCUAUGACACAACUGUAGACAGCAAAUGCACCAUCAGAAGUGCUUUGGCAAGAAAAAUGAUAGAUCCUGUAACAGGACAGAAACUGCUAGAGGCACAGGCUGCCACUGGUGGUAUUAUCGACAUAUUAAGCAAAGACCGCUUCUCAGUUCAUAAAGCGAUAGACCGUGGGAUGAUUGAUGGAAGCAACACAUCAAGCCUCCUCCAAGCUCAGAAAGCUUUCACAGGUAUUGAGGACCCAGUAACUAAGAAGCGUCUGUCUGUGGGAGAGGCUGUGCAGAAAGGUCUAAUGUCAAUGGAAACAGCCUUGCCAUAUUUAGUAGUCCAACACCUUACAGGAGGUCUUAUCGAUACCAAGAAGACGGGGAGAAUUCCGCUGUCCGAGGCUGUACAGCAAGGAAUGGUAAGCAAAGACAUCGCUGCUCAGAUCCAGGAUGAGACAAACUAUGAGAAAAAUCUAGUAGACCCAAUCACUAAAGAAAAAGUGAAUUACAAGGAGGCCAUGGCUCGGUGUCGGCGAGACCCAGGAAGCGGACUCCUGUUAUUCCAAGCAGCUUCAGAGGCCUACCAACCUACUCUCUAUCGUCCUGUGAAUACCAUCCCAUCCUUAACAUCCUACAAAUACUAAGGGCGGAGAUCACUUCUUUUAUUGUAUGAAUUUAAUAUAAUGUAAUGUUUACUGAGCUGUGUUCUAAUAUCCUACUUUAUCAUACUAUUAUGGAUUCUUUAUAAUGAAUCUACUGUAUCUUUGGUGUCCACUGUUCUGUCAAUAAACUAGUUUUCUUACUGUAUUUAACAGUCAAUUAACUGGAAA
Molecule: messenger RNA, 6475 nt
Organism: Spea bombifrons (plains spadefoot toad)
Lineage: Eukaryota; Metazoa; Chordata; Amphibia; Anura; Pelobatidae
Gene: EVPL
Product: envoplakin
Exons: 21
Coding region: 173-6289 (2038 amino acids)
Biological process (GO): wound healing; intermediate filament cytoskeleton organization
Cellular component (GO): intermediate filament; membrane; cytoskeleton
Molecular function (GO): structural molecule activity; cadherin binding
Source: RefSeq, a predicted model, not a curated record